Messenger RNA from Melanotaenia boesemani (Boeseman's rainbowfish), 1601 nucleotides. Its product is annotated as gastrula zinc finger protein XlCGF8.2DB-like. Gene Ontology annotation, biological process: regulation of transcription by RNA polymerase II. The coding region runs from base 347 to 1465 and encodes 372 amino acids. NCBI's taxonomy places the organism in Eukaryota, Metazoa, Chordata, Actinopteri, Atheriniformes, Melanotaeniidae. The transcript has 2 exons. Gene Ontology annotation, molecular function: RNA polymerase II cis-regulatory region sequence-specific DNA binding; DNA-binding transcription factor activity. The record is from RefSeq and is a predicted model, not a curated record.
UUCUCCUAAACAACAGCAGUAGCAGGCUAGCAGCUAUGCACACAGAGUCGGCAUCCUUCUUCUGUCAGGUUGUUUAAACUCAGUGUUUAGUCAGACCUUAGUAUGUAUUAGAAACGUUUCUGUAUUGACUCUGUGCUGUUCACAAUUUUCGUUAAAGUCAUUAAAUUUAAUGGCUUAUCUUUGCCACAAAGCUACUGACGUUAGGUUAGCAUGCUAGCUGCAGGCAAACUGACAAGGGCUGGUCAACAGUGAACCAUAGCAACACUGCUGAUGGAGGACAGACUGUUUGGGACGGAUCUUUUGAAGAAAAUAUUAGAAAAUAUUCGCCUGCUGUGAUUGUGUGAAAAUGUCCAAAGUCCGGAUGCUGAGCACACCUGAUAGUCCAGCUGGAGAUAGGCUGCUCUCUCAGCUUUGUGAUGUCCAGCAGCUGCUGGUGAUCAAAGAAGAGUUUAUUCCUGAACAGCAGAACUGGAGCCCUAGUGUGAACCAGGAAGACCCUAAAUCCCACAUCAAAGAGGAAGAAGAGGAGACUGAUGUUACAGAGUUCACAGUCAUUCCUGUCACUGUGAAAAGUGAAGAUGAGGAAGAAAGACCUCAGUCUUCACAACUUCAUCACAGUUGGAUUGAGGUGAACAGAGAUUCUUUUGGAGAACCAGAAUCAGAAGACAAAUCUUCAGAGACUGACAUCAGUGAUGGAAACUGGGAAGAGGUCAAUGAACCUCAGCCUGGUUUGAAAGAUGGCACUGCAAGUGAUGGAUGUGAGAGUAAGAAGUUACACAGCUGCACCGAAUGUUUUAAAACAUUCACACGCAGGGCAAAUCUAUUAAGGCACAAGAGAAUCCACACGGCAGAAAUGCCUUUCAGCUGCACCUUUUGCAAGGCAUCAUUUAAAACAAAACGAGUUUUAAUUCAGCACACAGAAAUUCACAGUGACAAGAAACCUUUCAGCUGCUCCGUCUGUGGACGAUGCUUUAGGAGGAAAGAAUGUCUAACUCAUCACAUGAGAUGUCACACAGGAGAAAAACCUUUCAGCUGCGCCUUCUGUGCGGCAACUUUCAAAUGGAAAAAUGCUUACGUUGAACAUACAAGAAUCCACACAGGAGAAAAACCUUUCAGCUGCACCGUUUGUUCAGCAGCUUUCAGACGCAAACAGGAUUUUGUGGAACACUCGCGAAUUCACAGCGGUAAAAAGCCUUUCAGCUGCUCGGUCUGUGGUCGAAGCUUUAGCAAAGUGGCGUAUUUGACUUGUCACAUGAGAUGUCACAAAGGAGAAAGACCUUUCAGCUGCUCUGUCUGUGAAGCGGCUUUUCAGAGGAAAUACACUUUAGUGCAGCACAUGAGAACACACACUGGAGAGAAGCCUUUUGGCUGCAGUACCUGCGACAAAAAAUUUAGUCGAAUGUCUAUAGCCAAAGCACAUCAGCAGCACUGUCCAAGAAUUUGCAGCGAGUUAAACCAAGUGUGAAGUUCAGCUGUGUCAGAAUCAGCUAAUCAGUGUAUGUAAUUAUACAAAAUUAUUAUAAUUUUAAUUGCAAUUAUUAAUAUAAUCUGUUACAAUAACCCUGAAGCAAUUAAAUAUUUAUUUAUUUAUUUAUUGUCAA